AUGAUCUUCACCAAGUCUCGAUGCCUGGAAGACGAAGACAGGGGAAGCGCUGAGCGCCUCUUAGCUGUCGAGGGUGGUCUCUGGACAGGAGACGAGGAGCCACAGCGACUGGGCGAUCUUGCCGUUACUCUCCUUCAUUUCACAAUCCUUGGCAUCAUCUUUCUGGUGGGUAUUCUCGUCGGCUUCUUCUGGAGGGGUGAUCUGGAUGGGCUGUGCAGUGAGCAUGUUUCCCAAUACUCACCAUUAAUACGCGAUGUGGGUGUCAAGUUUGGCACCAAAGAAUUCAACGGGUCGCUUCUAAAGGAGAAUAUCUUCCGACAGGAUGCUAGCCCUGAAGUUGAUGCAGCGUGGGAAUCGUUGGGGGUGAACUACCGCGCUGUGAGAAUUUCACUCAACGAGGCUUCGGAAUCGAACAUUGCUUCGGACCAGGUCAGGAUCAGAGAGGAAUAUGGCGGUGGCUAUCCAGCAUACGUGGAAGGACUUCACCACCUUCAUUGCCUGAAUGUUCUUCGAAAGUCCCUCUACUAUAACUACGAUUACUACCACGAACAGGCUGAGGGCGUCUUCACCAACAAUAACUAUAUUGUCCGACAUCAGGUUUCGCACUGCCUCGACAUACUGCGACAGCAGCUGAUGUGUGCGGUUGACACUGGGGUUCUAGGCCAGGUCUGGAUAUACCCAGAGGAUCCAGAGCCGUUCAUCAACUUCAAUACUCAGCACAAAUGUAAAAAUUUCGAAGAGAUCCGUGACUGGGCAGAAGCAAAUCAACUGCCCGAGGAUGCUCCCGAGGAUUUCUUGCAACCUCCUUUGCCCGGCCAGAGGGUCCUGAAAGAAAUGCCAUGA
This is a messenger RNA of Penicillium chermesinum, 843 nucleotides long. Its product is annotated as oxidase ustYa family protein. Gene Ontology annotation, biological process: mycotoxin biosynthetic process. The record is from RefSeq and is a predicted model, not a curated record. Bases 1 to 843 code for a protein of 280 amino acids. Lineage: Eukaryota; Fungi; Ascomycota; Eurotiomycetes; Eurotiales; Aspergillaceae. The transcript has 5 exons.